AACACAUUUUUAGACCACCCUUUGAGUUGGUUCAGUCUAACCCGUCACUGAUGAUCGCUUGCCACAGCGUGCUUUGGCUGUCAAUCACAGUCUGUCAAUCCCCACACGAGUCCGCUGAGACUGUUUCCAAAGGCUCGGCCACAGAAAGAGAGCAACUCCCACGACCGGUCUGCUCAGUCUGCUGCUGGACGGGGGUUCUGCGAGGGGCUGAGCACACACACACACACACACACACACACACACACACACACACACACACACACACACACACACACACACACACACACACUCUGGAGCCUUUGCUGCAUCAAGAGGCAGAAGAGGAGAGCGGAGGAUUGUACGGAGGGAAGCACAGACUGGGAAUAUUCCAGUGGACAGAGCCAAUCCCAGAGAGGGACAGGAUUGUUAGGAGACUCGUGCUAUUAUGCUACUUUGCUCCGCAGUGGAAACUGAGCACCAGGGAAUUUGACAGGAUCUCAGUGCACCUGCUCCAAGCACAUUGAUUAUGUGAAGGAGCUGACGUGUGCGAUGGCCAGCCUGUACCUGCAGGUUCUACACACAGCUCUGUGUUAUUGUUACGUCCCAACCAAGCAGCCCAGCCCAAGGAUCUGACCGCACCUCCCCCUCCCUCCCUCCCUCCCCCUGGGAGUCCCUCAACGAUAGGCCCACCAUGGGAGGAUGCUUCUCCAAACCCAAACCAGUGGGAAAGGUUUUAGACAGUUCUACAGAUUGUCUUUAUAUCUUCUGGGCUGUCUCAACCACCAAGCGAGGGUCAGAUCAAACAGAGUUACAGGAAGUGACAGGAGCCCGAACUGGAGCAGAACGCAUGAAAGAAGUUGAAGUUAAAGUGGAACUCUCUCUCCUGGAAAAAGAAAAAGAGGUGGAUGGGCUGUCACCUAAUGGCAAAGCGAGUCCCUUUGCUGACAGCAGACCUAACGGGGCCCUGGGACACGGCUCUGAUGAUGACUCCACACCGCUCCCCCUCUACCACAAACCACGGGACUAUGUGGAGGCCUCCGUCUGUCAUGUUAAAGAUCUGGAAAACGGACAGAUGCGAGAGGUUGACCUGGGAAGUGGCAGAGCUUUGUUGAUCAAAGAACACGGGGAGUUCUCCGCCAUGGCCCAUAAGUGUCCACACUACGGAGCACCUCUGGUCAAAGGUGUGUUGUCAAAAGGACAUGUGCGCUGUCCGUGGCACGGUGCAUGCUUCAACAUUGCAACAGGAGACCUCGAGGACUUCCCCGGGCUGGACAGCCUGCCUACCUUCCAGGUCAGAGUUGAAAAGGACAAGGUGAUCAUUCGUGCAAACAAGCAGGCUCUUCAGUCACAGAAAAGGUCAAAGCCCAUGGCCCGAUGCUCAGCAGUUAUUAACUCAAGCAUGUGCUUCAGCCAUGUUCUCAUUAUUGGCUCAGGUCCAGCAGCUCUGGUGUGUGCAGAGACACUGAGGCAAGAGGGCUUCACCGACCGCAUCGUCAUGUGCACCAUGGACAGACAUCCUCCAUAUGACAGGCCUAAACUGAGUAAGUCCUUAGACAGCACAGCAGAGCAGCUGAGAUUGCGCUCCAUGGAAUUCCUGCAGGAUCAUGAUAUUGAACUGUUCACAGAGAAAGAGGCUGUGGCGAUAGAUGUGAAAACACGUUUUGUGACCUUUGAAGAUGGCUUGAGGAUGGAGUACAGGAAACUCUUUAUUGCUACAGGAAGCAAACCCAAACCAAUGAUCUACAAAGGCAAGGACGUUAGGAACGUGUUUCACCUCAGGACGCCCGAGGACGCUAACAGCAUAGCACGGCUGGCAAACAACAAGAACGCUGUGAUUGUGGGAACAUCAUUUGUUGGUAUGGAGGUGGCUGCAGCUCUAACUGACAAGGCCCACUCUGUCUCUGUCAUCGGGAUCGAGACAGUCCCCUUUAAAAAAGCUCUCGGAGAGAAAGUAGGGAAAGCCAUAAUGAAGCUGUUUGAGGUAAACAGGGUGAAGUUCUACAUGCUGAACGAGGUGGCAGAGAUGAUUGGCCAUCAUGGACAGCUAAAAGAGGUGGUACUAAAGAGUGGGAAAGUUCUGCGGGCAGACGCGUGUGUCAUCGGAGCAGGAAGUAUUCCUGCAACAGGCUUCCUGAAACAGAGCGGCAUCCACAUGGAUUCCAAGGGCUUCAUCACUGUCAACAAGAUGAUGCAAACAAGUGCUGAAGGGGUCUUUGCUGGAGGAGAUGUGGUGGUGUUUCCUUUCCCAGCACGCAACAACAAGAAGGUGAACAUCCCUCACUGGCAAAUGGCUCAUGUACAUGGAAGGGUGGCAGCUCUCAGUAUGAUGGGCAGAGCCGCUGAGAUCCAAACUGUGCCUUACUUCUGGUCAGCCAUGUUUGGGAAGACCAUACGCUAUGCAGGUUAUGGUGAAGGAUUCGAUGAUGUCAUAAUACAAGGAGAUUUGGAUGAACUGAGAUUCGUGGCAUUUUACACUAGGAGUGAGGAGGUGGUUGCUGUUGCCAGCAUGAACUAUGAUCCCAUUGUAUCCCGAGUGGCAGAGGUCUUAGGAUCUGGAAAGACGAUUAAGAAACGAGAUGUGGAGACUGGAGACAUUUCCUGGCUGAUUGACAAAGGCUCUCAAUGACUUCACAUCUGAAGGACAGACCCAAAGUCCGCUAGACACCUCAAUAUGGACACUUAUGGUGCUGAGACACUGAGCAGCUAUCCCGGUCUGGACACACACACGGACACACACACACACUCUGGGGACAGGACCGUAUCUGUUGGAGACACAGUAAGGACGACACUGAAACCUGCUUUUGUUCCUGAGAGACACUAACAUGACAAACAGAGCCAUACACGUUUUGAAUACACCGAAUCGCUGUGUUGGCAGGUCUUUAUGACAAUGUUAUAAAGCUUCACAAACAAAGCAAUUUUGGAUUCUGCCUCUGUGCUGCUGCAAGACGUAUCUACUUGUACACUUUGUUUAUAAAGAUGCCAGGGAUGGGCAUUGGCAUUUUUUUGUACAAAUAACAUUGUAUAUAGAUAUAAUCCUGAAUGCACUGUAAGAAAAUAAGAACAUACAAUUUGAACUGAAUUUUUCUAAGUUUUAAGUAACAGCUUUGGUUGUAUGCUCGCAUACAUGCCUUAGAUCUGCAUGCUAUAAUUUACUAUGAUAGGAGUUAAAAAAUAAGUCCCUAAACAGAGAAUUUUCAGUCUAGAUGCAUCAGCAAACAAAGUUUAAAUGCUAAAAACAAUCCGCAAGAACCGUGAAUGCGGCUUUAACAGACUCACUAACACACACUUGCAGUUUUAAUUCGUAAUAAAUGACAAUUUCUAGAAUUACAACAUAUUUGUAUUGGUUGCCAUGCUGCUGUAGUAGAUUGCACAAAUAAAAUUCAAAUUAUACUUUGAUCAACCA
Molecule: messenger RNA, 3382 nt
Organism: Perca flavescens (yellow perch)
Lineage: Eukaryota; Metazoa; Chordata; Actinopteri; Perciformes; Percidae
Gene: aifm3
Product: AIF family member 3
Exons: 22
Coding region: 671-2605 (644 amino acids)
Biological process (GO): execution phase of apoptosis
Cellular component (GO): mitochondrion; cytoplasm
Molecular function (GO): 2 iron, 2 sulfur cluster binding; oxidoreductase activity, acting on NAD(P)H
Source: RefSeq, a predicted model, not a curated record